Neurospora crassa OR74A is the source of this 249-nucleotide messenger RNA. RefSeq lists its product as hypothetical. The record is from RefSeq and is a predicted model, not a curated record. NCBI's taxonomy places the organism in Eukaryota, Fungi, Ascomycota, Sordariomycetes, Sordariales, Sordariaceae. Bases 1 to 249 code for a protein of 82 amino acids. The transcript is spliced from 2 exons.
AUGUUCAAGACCCAGGUCAAGGCAUCAUGGUACCUCAGGAAGUGGAAGGAGGACAGGUUCCUAGGAUGGACUAGGCCAACUUGGAACAACGAUACGACCACUGGUCCGGCUCACGCCCCUCUCGUUCUUCCCGGGCCUUUUGCCAGGCAGAUGCCCCAGUUCUUCCUGCCUGCUGUCAAGGUGGCCAUCUUCUGCCCCGCCAUCGCCACGGCAGUAGCCAAGGCAGUAACAAAAGUCCAGGACAACUGA